AGCGUAUAUAGUAUAUCGAAGUUUCAAUAAGUAACAAUUCGUGGAGUACUUCUGUCAUCGAAGCAUGUCCAAACCCUUCCCGUGGCUGCGGGUGACUCAGCUGACGCUGGGGUGGCUGCCAGUGGCCAUAGCAUUCAAUGCGGUUGGGUUGAGCUGGGGACGCGUGCAAGGCAAGUCGAUGCAGCCUACGUUGAACCGCGAUUACGCCACGACCACCAAGGGGGACACAGUGCUUCUCGACAAGUUCUCCGUCCAAAUGCUCCAUCGCCUCGUACGUGGUGAUGUCGUGGUGCUCAAAUCUCCCACGGACCCUGGUGAACUCCUCACGAAGCGUUUGAUUGCACUGGAAGGCGAUUGGGUCGAAGGUCGCAACGGGAAGCGCGUUGUGGUGCCGCCAGGCAAGUGCUGGGUCGAAGGAGACAACGAAGACGUGAGCGAAGACAGCAACGAGUUCGGCAGUGUGCCCAUGGCCCUCAUCGAAGCCCGCGUUGUGGCCAUCUUGUGGCCGCCGUCGCACGUGGCGAAGAUUCCAAACGCGUUGCCGCCGAAUCGAGUGCUGUAACCUUUCCAUAUUCCCAUAUAGACUUCCGAGAAUGACAUUUUUAUACAAGACCACCGUGGUUAUCGCCAUAGCUCCACGAAUAUGUCUGACGUACAGUAUUCAGUACCACUGGGUUACCUUGCUACCAAAUAUUUGCAAAUACGCCCAAUGAAUUAUAUAUAAUAAUAGUAUCAUUG
Molecule: messenger RNA, 738 nt
Organism: Aphanomyces astaci
Lineage: Eukaryota; Oomycota; Saprolegniomycetes; Saprolegniales; Verrucalvaceae
Product: signal peptidase I
Exons: 1
Coding region: 65-562 (165 amino acids)
Biological process (GO): mitochondrial respiratory chain complex assembly
Cellular component (GO): mitochondrial inner membrane peptidase complex; membrane
Molecular function (GO): serine-type endopeptidase activity
Source: RefSeq, a predicted model, not a curated record